AUGGACGCCUUCAAACUUGUCCUUGCUGACAACAACACCGUGUCGGGAAUAAGCCAUAUUCCCGCACAAAAGUCAUCCAGGCCAAAGUACUGCCCACUGGUCGUUGGCCUUCACGGUGGCUGCUAUAACAGCGGAUACUUUGACGCCACUCCCGAUUACACGGCCAGCUUGACGAGCGACUCUCUGUCAGUUCCAUUUGUGGCCAUUGACCGUCCUGGAUACGUUGAUUCGACUCCUGUCACGCCCAUCCCAGAAGGUUCCAGCUUCCCUGAGGAAUGGGGUACCAAGCUACACCAAUACAUCCUCCCAGCCUUAUGGAAGGAAUUCGGAGUUCCAAAUGGCUGCAACAGCAUUGCCCUGCAUUGUCAUAGUCUCGGUGUUAACGGUGCCCUCGUGGCAGCCUCAUUGUACGCCACUGGCUCUGAGACACCGACCUACCCACUUGGAGGCAUUGUUAUAUCCGGCUUUGGAUCUCUUCUGAAACCCACUGGUGGCCAUGCCGCGCAACCAAACCCUCUCCCUACGCAUAUCAACAUCCCUAUUCACGUCAAGGAUAGUACUCUGUUGCUACCGGGAACGGCAGAUGAGCAGGUGUACGCCCAGUCACAGCGAAUCGACCACGCCAUGCCUUUCGACGAGAUUGUUGCCUUGAAAGCGUCUUGGCUUCCCACAUGGAAGGAGAAAUGGGGUGCCAACGUCACCGCGCCCAUCAUGGUCGCGAUUUCUGAGAGAGAUCAUUACUGGGUUGCCACGGAUGAGCAUCUCAAGGAUAUUGUCGCGGCCUUGCCCAAGAGCACCAGGAUAGACACGAGCAUCAUUAGGGCUGCGCCGCAUAAUCUUGAGUUGAGUUAUUGGGGUCCGGGAUGGUAUGCGAGGAGCUUUGGGUUUGCUGUUGAAUGUGCGGCGUCGCUUGCGAUGGAAUAA
Messenger RNA from Fusarium vanettenii 77-13-4, 924 nucleotides. RefSeq lists its product as uncharacterized. Bases 1 to 924 code for a protein of 307 amino acids. The record is from RefSeq and is a predicted model, not a curated record. The transcript has a single exon. Lineage: Eukaryota; Fungi; Ascomycota; Sordariomycetes; Hypocreales; Nectriaceae.